CGUUGGGGCGUCUGUCUUGUGCUCCAAGCCACAACAAAACCGUACCUAAUUGUAUGUAUAAAUUCAAGCCUUCCUCUUCCUCGGAUUGCCAAAAUUAUUAUAGACACAAAAUUAUUUGUUAAUUUCUGCGAAAACAAUUAGGAAAAUACAAAGAUGGGAGGAACAGAAGCUUUCCCAGAUUUAGGACAACAUUGCCAACACUCUGAUUGCCAUCAGCUUGAUUUUCUUCCCUUCAGCUGCAAUCGUUGCCAAAAGGUAUUCUGUGCAGAACACAGAACAUACAGGUCACAUGAUUGCCCGAAAUCGGAUGACAAAAGCAGGAAGGUGAUUGUCUGUGAAAUAUGCUCAAAAUCAAUGGAAAUCACCGGCUUAUCUUGCGAACAGGAGACCGCAAUGAAAGAGAAACAUGCUAACUCGAAAGAGUGUGACCCAUCAAAGAAGAAGAAGCCGCGAUGCCCAGUAAAACGUUGCAGGGAGAACUUGACCUUUUCCAAUGCCACAGUUUGCAGAUGCUGCAAUACUAAGGUCUGCCUCAAACACAGGCUCCCUGCAGAUCAUGAAUGCAUUAGAGGGAAUUCGUCGAUUGUUACACUGUCUGGUAAUGGUGGUUUAGGAAACAAAUUCUUGGCUGCAUUGGUUGCUAGGAACGGUAAAGAUUGUGCCAAGAAUAAUCGUGGACAGGUUUCUCCAACAAGCAGUUCACAAUCAGUUAAAGCUUGUUGAUAUAAAGGGUUUGCUUGUAACUUUGGAACAUUUAUCAAAUUUGUUUAUCAAUUUUUCGAGAAAGAAUUGCCUAA
Molecule: messenger RNA, 797 nt
Organism: Spinacia oleracea (spinach)
Lineage: Eukaryota; Viridiplantae; Streptophyta; Magnoliopsida; Caryophyllales; Amaranthaceae
Product: zinc finger AN1 domain-containing stress-associated protein 12
Exons: 2
Coding region: 154-723 (189 amino acids)
Cellular component (GO): cytoplasm
Molecular function (GO): zinc ion binding
Source: RefSeq, a predicted model, not a curated record